AUGAACAAAGAAUUUCAUAGCAUGCAGAUGAGUCGUAUGAAUUCACCUGCUAUCGGAAUGGAUGAAGACAUUGGUGCGGGUCAUGCUUUAAGCGAUUUUUUACUUCAACUAGAAAACUAUAGUCCAUCUAUACCAGAUUCUGUUGUUGCUUAUUAUUUGAAUAUGUCUGGCUUUGAAUCGCAGGAUCCAAGAUUGAUUCGACUAAUAGCUCUUGCAUCACAAAAGUUUUUAUCAGAUAUAGCUAAUGAUGCUCUACAACAUUGUAAAAUGCGAACUUCCAGUCAAAUAAAUCAAAGUUCAAAGAACCAAAAGGGACCAAAGGAAAAGAAGUAUGUUAUGACAAUGGAGGACUUAGUUCCAGCUCUGCAGGAAUAUGGAAUCUCUGCUAAAAAACCACACUAUUUUGUU
Messenger RNA from Brenthis ino (lesser marbled fritillary), 408 nucleotides. The record is from the annotation of a GenBank genome assembly. Lineage: Eukaryota; Metazoa; Arthropoda; Insecta; Lepidoptera; Nymphalidae.